ACACAAGAAAAUAAAUUUAAAUUUUGGAUGUUUAGAACAUUAACACAAAGGUUUUGGCUUUAUGCCAGCCCCCAUGUGAGGGAUCCAGUGAAGAUGUGACCCCUCCAACAAUUCUACACACACACACUCAUACACAUCACCCAUUCAACUUUUCUUUCCAAAGCUCUUGCCCAAAAAUCCCACACAUCCUUUUCGUGUGAAAAAACUUAAUCUUGUUCUUGUCAAGAUUUUUAUUCAAACGAUUUCUUGCAUUCAAAAUUUCUCAACUCAGCUUACCUCUUUUCUUCUUUCUUCCUCUCUUCUUACACGUGCAAAUCCCACAGAACAAUGCUUUGUAUAAUGGAGAAAAGAUGGUAGGAAAUUUCAAGAGAAGGGUGCUGGCCCUCACCACUUAGCUUUUUGUUUUUUUUUUUUUGAGGAAAAUAUAUUUGGAAAAAAAAAAUCCCACCUGGGGUUUGUAGUUUUGGGGUUUCCAGUUCAGUUAAUUCAGUGUUGGAAGUGAAUUUUCUUGGUAAAAAUGGGAUCUUUUAGUGGUUUAGGAAUAGGGUUGAGCUUUGUGUUCGGUUGCAUUUUGAUGGGGCUAGUUGGCGAGCUCUACUAUUUACUAUGGUGGAAGAAGAAGAUAAUAGCCAACUCUACUAACAGCAGUAGCAGCAGAGAAAAUGAUGACUUCUCUUUCCACUUUUGCUGGAGAAACCCUAGCUCGUUUCGCAGCACAGCACAACUCACCAACUCGGUGAGAAACUCACAACAAGAUUUGGAAAUGGGCUGCUCGGACAAGGACUCGGAGUUCAAAGGGUAUAAUAGUAAUUGCGAAGAGGAUUUGGGGGUGGAAACAGAGUUGAUGAGGAUCCACAAUAGAUUCCUCUUCACCAUCAAAGAGGAAAGCAGAGAGGAUUUGGAGUCCGAAGAUGGGAAGAAAUCGAGAAAAGGAUCAAGAACUCGGAGUUUGAGUGAUCUUGUUUACGGUGUCGAUGGUGGCAUUGGCAAUGGCACCCCGUUUUUAACCCCUUUGUCGUCGCCGAUUAAAACCCUAGAUUCUUACAAUAAUCACGGGUUCAAUCCCCUCUUCGAGUCGCUUACGGAGGCGGAACUGAACAAAUUGAGAUCUUCUCCUCCUCCGAAGUUCAAGUUCUUGAAAGAUGCCGAGGAUAAGUUACUAAAGAGGAUGCUGGAAGAAGCGGAAGCCGGUCGAAAAAAAGGGUUGAAGAAUGACAAAAUUGCCCCUCAAGAUGAGCAAAGUGCUUCGUAUGCGAGCAUUUUGAGAGAGCAUCUUCAUAACCAAGCGACGCAGGUACUUCCAUUAGCUUCGUCUCCGACUUUCCGACACGGUGCUUGAUGACAAGUGUUGUGUGCAUUAGUAGGAAAAAGAUGUUGGUUGGAAUUGUUUUAAGUUGAUUGUUUUUUUCGAGUUCGUGUUUUCGCACCUGUUCAUAUUAUUACAGAUACUGAAACAUCUGUGUUUUGAUUCUUGUACUUCCAUUGAUAUAUAGAGAAGAAAUUGAUCGUCUAGAGAACUUUUAUUCUUCA
Messenger RNA from Erythranthe guttata (spotted monkey flower), 1530 nucleotides. RefSeq lists its product as hypothetical. NCBI's taxonomy places the organism in Eukaryota, Viridiplantae, Streptophyta, Magnoliopsida, Lamiales, Phrymaceae. The record is from RefSeq and is a predicted model, not a curated record.